CCGGGGUGGUCAGCACUCGGCUCUGGGGACCCUGCAGGCGGAUGUCUGUCCGUCCAGCAUGAAGCCUCUCGCCUCGGUAACUCGGGUCGCCCUGACCCUCAGCCUGGUCUUUGCCUCCUUCCACUCGGCUUGCCUGGCAGAAGCAAGCAGCACCAACUCUUCAACCUUGGCCACCCACCACCCAGGCCCCGAGACCCUGGAGCAGUGCCCCAAUGUCAACUUCUGCCCACAAGCCGCCCGGUGCUGCCAAACUAGCGUGGACGAGUAUGGCUGGAUCACUGCUGCCGUUGGCUGGAGCCUCUGGUUCCUCACCCUCAUCCUGCUCUGUGUGGACAAACUGAUGAAGCUCACUCCAGAUGACCCCAAGGACUUCCAAGCAUGA
Choloepus didactylus (southern two-toed sloth) is the source of this 382-nucleotide messenger RNA. Its product is annotated as transmembrane protein 213-like. The record is from RefSeq and is a predicted model, not a curated record. The transcript has a single exon. The coding region runs from base 59 to 382 and encodes 107 amino acids. Lineage: Eukaryota; Metazoa; Chordata; Mammalia; Pilosa; Megalonychidae.